AGAUGGAAAGCCGAGGCCUUUGAAGACCUGGGAUCCUGUAGUUACGGGAGAGGUUGAGGGGUGAAAGGUGCUGAGGUGCGGGAACAGAGAAGGACAAUAAAGAGCCAGUGACCAAGAGGUUCUCGACUCCAGAGACCCGAGCUCUCAGAGCGCGGGUUGGGGAGCGCGGCGGAACACGCCGGGCGGCUCCUGGUGGCGACCGAGGGUUUUCCUGUCACAGGAAGCUGGGCCUGGCCGCUGUGCCUGGGAGAAGGGAAGGAGGAAUGAGAAAGCGGUGACAGCCCCCCGCCCCCCAGUCUUGAAGAAGGCAUCCAUAAAUCUCAUAAUUUGUAAAGUUUUAUUAUCGUGAAGUCAUUAUUAAUCCAAGAUGAAAAGAAAUUGCUAAAUAGAAAUUCUGAGAAGAAAACGGCCUUAUUUUUUUCACAUGGUGUAGGAAGCUGUGUUACAUGAGGGAUUUGUUUGUUUUAUAAAGCAAUGGGAAAUCCAGAAAACAUAGAAGAUGCGUAUGUUGCUGUUAUUCGUCCAAAGAAUACCACCAGUCUCAAUUCUCGGGAAUACAAAGCUAAGUCAUAUGAAAUUUUGUUGCAUGAAGUUCCCAUUGAAGGGCAGAAAAAAAAGAGAAAGAAAGUUUUGUUGGAAACUAAACUUCAAGGCAACAGUGAAAUAACGCAAGGCAUAUUGGAUUAUGUAGUAGAAGCUACCAAACCAAUUUCUCCUGCAAACCAGGGCAUCAGAGGAAAACGAGUGGUACUAAUGAAGAAAUUUCCUCUGGAUGGAGAGAAGAUGGGCAGAGAAGCGGCGUUAUUUAUUGUUCCAUCAGUUGUCAAAGAUAAUACUAAAUAUACGUAUACUCCAGGAUGCCCUAUUUUUUACUGCUUACAGGAUAUUAUGCGAGUCUGUAGUGAAUCCAGUACUCACUUUGCUACACUUACAGCAAGGAUGUUAAUAGCUUUGGAUAAGUGGUUAGAUGAACGCCAUUCACAAUCUCACUUUAUUCCAGCUUUAUUCCGACCUUCUCCUCUUGAGCGGAUAAAAACUAAUGUCAUAAACCCUGCGUAUGCUACUGAAUCAGGUCAGACAGAAAACUCACUACAUAUGGGCUAUAGUGCACUAGAAAUAAAGAUUAAAAUGUUAGCCCUAGAGAAAGCAGAUACCUGUAUUUACAACCCUUUGUUUGGAUCAGAUCUUCAGUAUACAAACCGGGUAGAUAAAGUGGUAAUAAAUCCAUACUUUGGUCUAGGAGCUCCAGACUACUCAAAAAUCCAAAUUCCCAAACAGGAAAAAUGGCAGAGAAGCAUGAGCAGUGUCACAGAAGACAAGGAACGACAGUGGGUAGAUGAUUUUCCUCUUCAUCGAAGUGCCUGUGAAGGAGAUUCAGAAUUACUAAGCCGUCUUCUCAGUGAAAGAUUUUCAGUCAACCAAUUAGAUAGUGACCACUGGGCACCUAUUCAUUAUGCAUGCUGGUAUGGAAAAGUUGAGGCCACUCGCAUAUUGUUAGAGAAAGGAAAGUGCAACCCAAAUCUUUUAAAUGGACAGCUUAGUUCUCCUCUUCAUUUUGCUGCUGGAGGAGGACAUGCUGAAAUAGUACAAAUUCUCCUAAACCAUCCGGAAGUUGACAGACACAUAACAGACCAACAAGGAAGAUCUCCAUUAAAUAUUUGUGAAGAAAACAAACAAAAUAACUGGGAAGAAGCUGCAAAAUUAUUGAAGGAAGCCAUUAACAAACCAUAUGAAAAAGUUCGAAUAUACAGAAUGGAUGGAUCAUAUCGUUCUGUUGAACUGAAGCAUGGAAAUAAUACCACAGUGCAGCAGAUAAUGGAAGGGAUGCGUCUCUCUCAAGAAACACAGCAAUAUUUCACUAUUUGGAUCUGUUCGGAAAACCUCAGCCUUCAACUCAAGCCUUAUCAUAAACCCUUGCAACAUGUUCGUGAUUGGCCAGAAAUACUUGCUGAGUUGACCAAUUUGGAUCCUCAAAGGGAAACACCACAGCUUUUCCUAAGAAGAGAUGUGAGACUUCCUUUGGAAGUUGAAAAAAAGAUUGAAGAUCCACUAGCUAUUCUUAUUCUCUUUGACGAAGCCAGAUAUCAUUUAUUGAAGGGCUUCUAUACAGCUCCUGAUGCUAAACUGAUAACAUUGGCAAGUCUGCUGUUGCAAAUAGUUUAUGGAAAUUAUGAAAGUAAGAAACACAAGCAAGGUUUCCUAAAUGAAGAAAAUCUAAAAUCCAUUGUACCUAUUACUAAACUGAAAAGUAAGGCACCUCACUGGACAAAUCGAAUACUUCAUGAAUACAAGAGUCUUAGUACAAGUGAGGGUGUCAGUAAAGAAAUGCAUCACCUUCAGCGCAUGUUCUUACAGAAUUGUUGGGAAAUUCCAACAUAUGGAGCAGCUUUUUUCACAGGACAGAUAUUUACAAAGGCAAGCCCCAGCAAUCAUAAAGUUAUUCCUGUGUAUGUAGGAGUCAAUAUAAAAGGACUUCAUCUCCUCAACAUGGAAACUAAGGCUUUACUCAUCAGUCUUAAGUAUGGUUGUUUUAUGUGGCAACUGGGAGAUGCUGAUACUUGUUUUCAGAUCCAUAGUAUGGAAAAUAAAAUGAGCUUUGUCGUACACACAAAACAGGCUGGUCUCGUGGUAAAACUGUUAAUGAAGCUAAAUGGACAGUUCAUGCCCACUGAAAGAAAUUCAUGAAAGUAGCUGGUACUCAAGCCACCACAUUUUGUAGUGUAGUUUUUUUCUGUGAAAGACUUCUUAAAAUGUUACUUUUAGUAAGGUAUUUAGUUUCCUGUAAUAUAUAUGUAUACUAUUACAUUGUACAGAAUCUGUACUUUUAUUUGGUGUGUAAUAUACCAAUUAGUUUUAUAUA
Molecule: messenger RNA, 2860 nt
Organism: Cynocephalus volans (Philippine flying lemur)
Lineage: Eukaryota; Metazoa; Chordata; Mammalia; Dermoptera; Cynocephalidae
Gene: KRIT1
Product: KRIT1 ankyrin repeat containing
Exons: 18
Coding region: 475-2685 (736 amino acids)
Biological process (GO): regulation of establishment of cell polarity; negative regulation of angiogenesis; cell redox homeostasis
Cellular component (GO): cytoskeleton; plasma membrane
Molecular function (GO): protein binding
Source: RefSeq, a predicted model, not a curated record